UUAUACAGACAUUCUGCAAGGAAAGAGACUGCAGCAGAAGUUCCCAGCCACCCCGAGACUGAUGACAGGACUUACUGAUAUGGACGCUCUGAACCUGGACACUUACAAUCUCUCCCUCAUCACUGCCAAGGAGGAUAUACUGAGUGACAGGACCUCCACUGACUGGGCUGCUUUCACCUAUGAGAAGAAGUGGAGCCUGAAGUUACUGGAUUCUGGAGUUGGUAGAUUGGAAGAAUUCACCAAGAAAUGUAAAAAGAACCAGAUUCUGUACGGGUUCUGCCGAGUGAGUGACCCUAACAGCGGGGUGCCGCGAUUCAUCCUCAUACACUGGGUCGGGGAGAAUGUGGACCCGUCUCGGAGGGUGGUUAGUGCCCAGCACCUUCCUGCCAUCCGAAAGUUCUUCAAGGAGGCCAGUAUGGUGCUCAGUGCCCAGCGGGCAGAGGACAUAUCGGAGGAAGUGGUGACACAGGCACUGAACAAGGCACCCCAACCUGCCAGAGCUUCUCCGAAAUCUCGUGUUCCAGGUUCUCAUGAACUGGUAGGUACAAAUUACAUGAAGACAAACCCAGCGAUAGAGAUGAAGUUCAGCCGGAGAGACGCCUUCUGGCAGAGAUCGGAGAGAGAGGAGGAGAGGCGGAAGGAGAUGGAGCGGCUGCGGAUACAGGAGGAGCGCAUCGCGCUAGAGAGGGAGAGAAUACAAAGAGAGAGAGAGGAGGAAGACGAACGAGAGCGCAGGAUUCAGGAGAAGGAGCGACUGGUGAAUGAGCAGAGGAAGCAUCAGGCGCAACUAGAGGCCGAGCAGCGGAGGACAGAGAAAGCGCGGUGGAUUCAGCAGCAAAAGGAAUUUGAGGAGGAGGAGCGCGGACGGUUUAGGCGCAGUCAGUCUAUUGAGAUGGCCGCAGAGGCAGCUUCCCUUCUAUCGCUCAGGUCCAUGAAUCCUCGGGAGUUCUUCCGUCAGCAGGAACGUUCAGUGUCCAGCUCACUCUCACCACCAUCCACACCCAGCUCUCCAUCUAAAUCCCCUUCUGGUUUUUUCAGCAGACCAACAUUGCGAUACCAGCGCAGUAAUACAGAAUCUGUCUUGUCUUCCACAUCCCGAAGUCCAAAUUACAUGUAUGGUUUCCAAAAAAGAGACUCAUUCAGUUCUCCUUCACCUCACACCCCCCAGCCAUGUUCUCCAGCCUUCAUCUUCUCCAAGUCUCCCCUGCCUGUCACCUCUCCCAAGGUGGACUCUUUACCUACAUUCAUACCGCCUCCAAUUACCACCACUCGAGCCAGUCAGUCACAUUAUAAAGGGAGUUCUCCAACUCAUAAUACAUCACCAAAGUCUGUGUCUAGCGAUUCACUAUUUAGAGCUGAAUAUAUACCCCCAGCAGAGCCUCAGCAACUCACUAACUCCCCCCCAAACACCAACCCUCAGACAAGACCUGUACCCCAUAACAUUAUACCACAAGCAAACAUUCAGCAAACUUCUGUCUUGUCAAGUGGUAUAUACAAAGCUGAGCUUGUGCCUGUUGAUUCUUUAUCAACAUCUCAAUCUGAGGUCCAGGAAAAAACAAUUAUGGAAAAGUCGUAUGGCGCAAAAUCACCAACAUUCGACAAACCAUCUGCAAUAAAGGCCACCGUCUCUAUUUCCACUGCUAUGACUGAGAUAGCUUUUGCUAGUGCAACACCUAUUACAGAAGCUAUAAUUUCUACUGACCCCCUCAAUACAGAUGUAAUAGCGCCAAAAUCUACCACAGAUGCUACACAGCCAACUACUAAACCGGUUGUAGAGGUCAGGGUGCCUACUCCGACUGGACUGGUCUCAGUUUCUUCUGCUCCAGCCGCCGAAGAGGCGACUUUUCAAUCAUCCUCCAUUCUGAAUGUCACAGAGAAUAAAUCAAAUUUUAUUCCACCCAACAGAGGUGACACAUUUCCCACUACUAGCACUGUUAUUUUUCCUAUGGAUUCUGUCCCACCUGCUGCUUCACUGAUAGCAGACAAAUGUCCUCUUUCAACCCCUUUGUCAUCGUUUUUAUCCUAUGUGGGUCCUAAACCCUAUGCCCCAUUUAGUACAGAGACAACUAUCCAUAACACUUUAAAGACCUCACCAGUUGCUUUUGCACUACGUGAUGAUGCUCUGCUUUCUUCCUCAGGAUCCAUAAAGUACCUCAAUGAGGUUCCACCUUAUAAGACUUUAUCUAAUCCAAAACUGGAGACUUUACCCAAAUCUUCUACCUAUCCCUGUAUAUACUCACCUGAAUCUCCAGGUGAACCUCACAAUAACCAUGAUGAGCCUCCACUAACUGAAUCCUUACUUUUAGCUGUCUCCUUUACCAGUAAUGCUUCACCUAACCCAGAACCACUUGAUAACCAAACUGAGGUUUCACUACCUGAAUCUUUAUCUGUAUCUGCCUACCUUCCUACUGAUGCCUCACCUAAACCAGAACCCAAAAAUAACCAAAUUGAGUUUUCACCACCGGAAUCUUUACCUGUAUGUGCCGAACUUCCUACUGAUGCCUCACCUAAACCAGAACUCUAUAAUAACCAAGCUGAGGUUCCACUGCAAGACUCUUUACCUGUUGAUCUGUCCCUUCCCACCUAUGAAUCACCUGAACAUGAUAAUAAUCAAACUGAUGUUCCUCUGCCGUCAUCUAUACCUUUAGCCAUCUCCUUAGCCACUGAUGUCUCACCUGAGUCUGAACCCAAUAAUAACAAAACUGAUGUUUCACUACCUGAAUCUUUGCCUGUAUCUGCCUACCUUCCUACUGAAGCCUCAUCUAAAUUAGAACCAGGUAAAAACCAAACUGAGGUUCCUUUUCCUGAAUCUUUACCUAUAGUCGUUUCUUUUACCACUGAUGACUCACCUGUGCCUGAAAACAACAAAACUGAGGUUCCACUACCUGAGUUUUUACCUGUUGCGGUCUCCUUUUCCACCAAUGAAUCACAUGAACCCGAAAAUAACCAAACAGAGGUUCCUUUACCUGAAUCUUUACCUAUAGCUGUCUUCUUUUCUACUGAUACCUCACCUGAGCGUGAAUCGGUUAAUGACCAAACUGAGGUUCUACUACCUGCAUCUUUACCUUUAGUCGCCUCCUUUCUUACUGAUGCCUCACAUGAACCUGAACCAAAUAAUAACCAAACUGAGGUUCCUCUACCUGUAUCUUUACCUAUAACUGCCCCAGUUCCCACUGAUGCCUCACCUGUGCCUGAACCAGAAAAUAACCAAACUGAGGUUCCACUACCUGAUUUUUUACCUGUUGCUGUCUCCCUUUCCACCAAUGAAUCAUGUGAACCUGAUAAUAAACAAAUUGAUGUUCCUUUACCUGAAUCUUUACCUACAGUUGUCUCCCUUCCCACUGAUGCCUCAUCUAAAUCAGAAUCUGGUAAUGACCAAACUGAAGUUCCUCUAUUUGAAUCUGUACUUGUGUCUGCCCUCCUUCCUAUCGAUCCAUCACCUGUGCUUGAACCAGAAAAUAACCAAUAUGAGGUUCCACUACCUGAAUCUUUACCUAUAGUCAUCUCACUUACCACUGAUGCCUCAUCUAAACCAGAACCUGAUAAUAACCAAGAUGAGGCUCCACUGCAUGAAUCUUUACCUGUUGCUCUGUGCCUUCCCACCUAUGAAUCACCUGAUUAUGAUAAUAACCAAAUUGAGGCUCUUUUACCUGAAUCUUUACCUAUAAUUAUCUCACUUACCACUGAUGCCUCACCUGAGCCAGAAUCCAAAAAUUACCGAACUGAGGUCCCUCUACCUGAAUCUUUAUCUGUAGCUGUCUCCCUUUUCACUGAUAGCUCACCUGAGCCUGAACCAAAUAAUGAUCAAACUGAGGUUCCACGACCUGAAUCUUUACCUAUAGCUGUAUCCCUUCCCACUGAUGCCUCACCUGAGUCUGACUACGAUAAUGGCCAAACUAAGGUUUCUAUACCUGAAACUUUGCCUGUAGCUGUCUCUCUUCCCACUGAUGACUCACCUGAGUCUGAAACCAAUAAUGGCCAAACUGAGGUUUCUAUUCCUAAAACUUUACCUGUAGCUAUCUCCCUUCUCACUGAUCGCUCACCUGAGCCUGCACCAAAUAAUGAACAAACUGAGGUUCUACUACCUGAAUCUUUAUCUAUAGCUGUCUCCCUUCCCACUGAUGCCUCACCUGAGUCUGAAUCCAAUAAUGGCCAAAUUGAGGUUCCUUUGUCUGAAACUUUACCUGUAGCUGUCUCCCUUCCCACUUAUAGCUCACCUGAGCCUGAACCAAAUAAUGAUCAAACUGAGGUUCUACUACCUGAAUCUUUUCCUAUAGCCGUCUCCCUUCCCACUGAUGUCUCACCUAAAUCAGAACCUGAUAAUGACCAAACUGAGCUUCCACUUCCUGAAACUUUACCCACAUCAGCCUACCUACCCACUGAUGUUUCACCUAAAUCCAAAGUGAAUUAUAGCGAAACUGAAGUUCCAUUGUUUGCUCCUUUACCUCUAUUGGAAUCCCUUCACAGCAAUGGCUCACCAGAAUCUAAACCAUUUAAUAGCCAACCUGAGAUUCCUCUUUCUGAACUAUUACCUGUAUCUACUUACCUUCUCACUGAUGCCUCACCUAAUUGUGAACACAAUAAUAACAAAACUGAUGUUCCCCUACCUGAGCCUUUACCUUUAUUUGACUACUUUCUUACUGAUGGUUCAUCUGAUUCUCAACCCAAUAAUAACAAAACUGAGGCUUUACUUAUUGAGUGUUUACCUUUAUUUACCUCCAAUUUCACUGACGGGUCGCCUGAAUCAGUACCUCAUAACCAAACUGAGGUUUUAAUACCUGAAUACUUACCUAUACCUGCCAACCUCCCAACCGAUGCCUCAACUACAUCUGAACUCGAUAAUAACCAAACAGACAUUCCACCAAUUGAGUCUUCACCAGUAAAUGAUUGCAUUCUUACUGAGCACUCACCUCAAUCCAAUAACUGUCAUAUGGAGGAUCCACUAAUUGACUCUUUAACUCUCUUUUACUCUGUCCCCAUUGACAACUCACAGGAAUCUCAAUCCAGUGAUCACCAAACUGAGGUCCCAGUAUUUACAUCUUUACCGGUAUUUGACUCGCUUCUCACUGAUAACUUACCUGAAUCUCAGCCCAAUAAUGAUCAAAACCACCAUGCCUCCUUUGUUACUAACAACUCACUGAAAUCUCAGCCUAGUUAUGAUGACCAAGUUGAUGUUCCACCAGUUGACGUUUUACUUGUAUCUGCCUCACUGCCCAUCAAUGGCUCAAAGGAAUUCCCCACUCAGGUCAAUGAUGACUUACAUAGCAUCUCAUCAGUUGAGGCUUUACCUGUAUGUGUCUCCUCUCCCAUGGACAGCUCGCCUGAAUACCAAGCCGAAAUCAAUGAGAACCAAAUUGAGGUUCUGCCAAGUCAGUCUUUACCUCUGUCCUCCUCUCUUCCCACUGCCAGCUCACAGAAACCUCAACCGCAAAUUGUUGACCCAUAUGGUGACAUUACACAACCUUUGAACACUGCUCCGACGUGUGAAUCACUGUCCACAGAGAGACUGAUUAUGCUGGAGGACACCCAUCCUGGUAGCCCACCAGUCACAAGAAACGUCUCUGCAUGUGAGCCACUCAACACAGAUGGCUCCAAAGGCAUAGUUGUUCAAAGCACAGAUGAUGUCAUAGUCCACCAUACCUUCCCCACCAAUACCUUGGUAGGUGAGACUCUACCAGCAGAAGUCCUCAUUUUGUAUGGCUCUGUGCCAAAUCCCAAUGACAGCUCAGCACAUGGCAACCACAAACAUCCAACAGUGACCCCUCUGCAGGCAAUGGAAACUGCUGAUCAUGACCAUACCACGUCCCAGCCUUUUCUGUGAUCUAAGUCCCGCAUUUCAAGUGGACGACCUCUAGUGUAAUAGAGGUGUCAGGCGUUGAUUAUGUAUCCGGGAACAAACGUGGAGCAUUUGUGACCUGGGAAUUGUACUUUUUUCCACAAAUCUCAUAUCCUGGGCAGGUGACAUCGUCAGAGCUCAAAGACUCGCAUGGACGUCACUUCACCUUUAUAUAGCACCGUCAAUGCUCAAUAACCCCACUGACUGGAUGUGAAGGGAGUUUUCAUUAGUCCAACAGAUUGGUCAAAAGACAGAAGAUAUCUGGAUUUUUUACCCUUCAGUGAGAAGACAUCUUAAUUUCUUAUCAAUCAAUAAAAGGACAUCUGGCUUUCUCAUUAUUCCUCAACAAGAAAAGGUCUUCUGCUGAUGUUAUUAUUAUUAUUAAGAGUUUCUUAUAUAGAGCAGCAAAUUCUGUUGCGUUUUACAACUGGACACAAUGAUAAAAUCAAACUGGGUACUAACAAACAGUCCCAGAGUUAGGAGGGCCCUGCUCACAAGCUUACAAUCUGAAAAUUGUCAUUGAUACACAGGGAUAGGUGCUAUCUAUUGCAUAGUUGUCCACCGGAUUGCAAAGGUUCUAGGAGGGCUGCAUGAUAUCACAUCACAGCAAUGAUGAACCAGGAUCAGAAGGAAGGGAAAGUGAAGAGAGAAUAUGUGAGGAUAUGUGUGGACUGUACUGUGGGGAUAUAAUUGGAUAGGAAAGCUUAUGAAGGUUGAGUGAGCGGUUCUGGAAUGUGAUAAACUGCCUGAAGAGAUGAGUUUUCAGGGAACCCUUGAAGGUUUGGAGACUAGGGGAGAGUCUUAUUGUGCAUGUUUUAGGUUUCUGUUCUCAUUGUCCAUCAAUAUGUCAAGGAAUUCCAUUCUGCUCAAACAUCCAUAAGAGGACAUGUUGUAGUAUCAGUGCUCUAUACCUACCCACAAAUGAAGGUUAAUUUUUAGCUCUGUUCAUCUAUCAUUAAAUCAAUGUCUUCUUUUCUCCAAAACCAUUAAUGAGAGGAUACCUUCAACCAUUAAUGUGGCAGUGACUCCAGUUCUCAUAAACCAACGAUGAAAGGUUACCUUCAUCCAUUAAUGUGGGAAUGACUCCAGUUCUCAUAAACCAACGAUGAAAGGUUACCUUCAACUAUUAAUGUGGAAAUGACUGCAGUUCUCCUAAACCAAUGAUGAAAGGUUACCUUCAACUAUUAAUGUGGAAAUGACUACAGUUCUCCUAAUCCAACAAUGAAAGGUUAUCUUCAACCAUAAAUGUGGAAAUGACCGCAGUUCUCCUAAACCAGCGAGGAAAGGUUACCUCCAACCAUUAAUGUGGAAAUAACUGCAGUUCUCCUAAACCAACGAUGACAGGUUACCUUCAACCAAUAAUGUGGGAACGAUUCCAGUUCACUAAAUACAUUAAUUAGAGGAUACAUUCAACCUUUAACAUGUGAAUGACUUCAGUUUUUCAUCAAUGAGAGAAAAAUCUUCCUGCUUCCAGAGAUCACUUUGCAGAUAGAUUUCAUACUCAGGCAUGCAGAACUUGAUUCACAAGUGUAUUAAAUUGUGUCAUUAGGUAACUCGAGUAAUUAAUAUCACAUUUUCUACAGAGUUUAAGGGUGUCAUUACGAGUUGAUCGCCCGCUAGCAACUUUUUGCAGUGCUGCGAUCAUAUUAAAUCUCGUCAAAAGUGCGUAUGCACCGCAAUGAGCAGGCACGUCGUACGGGUACAAAUAGGAUCAGUGCUGGUCGAUGGAUUUAACGAAUCCAUUCGCACAGCCGAACGCAAGGUGAUUGACAAAAAGAGGGCAUUUAUGGGUGUCAACUCACCGUUUUCUGGGAGUGUUUGGAAAAACGCAGGCGUGUCCAAACGUUUGCAGGGCGGGUGUCUGACGUCAAUUUCGGGACCAAAAAGACUGAAGUGAUCGCAGUGGCUGAGUAGGUCCAGAGCAACUCAGAAACUGCAAAAAACUUUUUUGUGCCGUCGCCUGCAAAAGCGAUCGCACACUUGCAAAGCGAAAAUACACUCCCCUAUGGGCGGCGACUGUCUGAUCGCAACACAGCAAAAAGUUGCUAGCGAGCGAUCAACUCGGAAUGACCCCCUAAGUCACUUAUGAUAACAUAAAGUCUUGUGUUAGUAUAUAGUGAUCACACUGAACAAAUGAGAAAUGUGUAAUGUGACGUCUUGACGGGAUGAGACCAUCACAUGGCUGGUGUGGCUGGUUCACACUAAGUAUCACCUGUUGUGGAUAUGUUGGAGAGCAUCCUGUGUUCUCUAUUGAUUCCACAUGUUGUGGCACAUUUAUUUAACCUGUCACUAGAAAUGUAUAAUAUAAUGAGAAUGAUUAAUAAACACACAAAUUAUA
Molecule: messenger RNA, 8174 nt
Organism: Pseudophryne corroboree (corroboree frog)
Lineage: Eukaryota; Metazoa; Chordata; Amphibia; Anura; Myobatrachidae
Product: mucin-2-like
Exons: 12
Coding region: 62-5821 (1919 amino acids)
Biological process (GO): positive regulation of dendritic spine morphogenesis; positive regulation of axon extension; regulation of actin filament polymerization
Cellular component (GO): postsynaptic membrane; site of polarized growth; dendrite
Molecular function (GO): actin filament binding
Source: RefSeq, a predicted model, not a curated record